This is a messenger RNA of Myzus persicae (green peach aphid), 3072 nucleotides long. RefSeq lists its product as uncharacterized. Bases 257 to 1945 code for a protein of 562 amino acids. NCBI's taxonomy places the organism in Eukaryota, Metazoa, Arthropoda, Insecta, Hemiptera, Aphididae. The record is from RefSeq and is a predicted model, not a curated record. The transcript is spliced from 3 exons.
GAGUCCAUCACGCAUCGCGUCUUAACGGCCGCAGUUACUCGCGGGCUCAACGACUGCUCGCACACGCAACGCGACCCACCCGGUGGAUACAUAAUAAUACAAUAAUAGUAUAGAUCGGUCGUACAACAAUAUAAAUCGUCGAGUGCCGACAAUCGUCCAGUCAUCAUCAUCGUCGUCGUCGCCAUCGAUCCGAUCCACGAAAUCGUUCGGUCGUAGUGGAAACCCGUCUCGUCUGCAGUCGUCCGUCUUUGGCGACAUGAAGACGGCCGUCGCAGUAGCCAUCGCGCUGUCGCUGUGCGGAGCUCUUCCGUUCGUCGCAGUCGCCUUACCGAUAGCCGGAGAUGGACAAAAUGAAAGUGUAGCAACUGCUACCGAACUCCAGCCCACCGCCGAACCACAAGUGUCCACGACCGAGAAAAUUGUCGAGACCACUAUUCAACCUAUAGAUACCACGACCGAGAUUGUGAUUUCGACCGGAGUCGAACCAGUAGAGUCGACGACCGAGGACUCGGUUCAGACCACCGCUGAACCUACAGACACCACGACUGAAAUUGUGUACGAGACCACUACCGAACCAGCAGAAUCCACGACCGAGAAUGUGGUCGAGACCACCACUGAACCAACAGAGUCCACGGCCGAGAAUGUGGUCGAGACCACCACCGAACCGUUAGAAUCGACCACCAGUAGCACGGGAGUGGAUGAAACAACGACGGCGGUAAAUAAAACGAUGCCAGCAGAAGUAGUCAAGGACAAGCUGAGCGAACAGAUCAGAAAAAUCCUGAAACACUACCAGCGACCUGACCCCGUUGGCUUUCCAGGAGCCCCAAUUCCCGAUCCACUUAGCAUACCCCCCAUGAACAAAGACUUUGGCAUGGCGUACAUGACGUUCAAAAACAUGACCGUACACGGACUGUCCAAGUUCAAAGUAGAAAACGUCAAUACGGACUUAAAAAACAUGAAAGUGUACGUGUUGCUGAAAAUCAAGCGGAUGUACGUGCUCGGCAACUAUACUCUGAGAUCGUGGCUGAGCCGACCGGCGUCUGGCCCGUUCAACGUGACGCUCAUCGACGUGGAAGCCGCCGCCGAGGCUGCGCUCGAACCGGACGAGGACGGCAACCUGCAGGCCACCGAGACGGAGAUGGACAUGCAGUUCAGGGACUGCGAGCUGGACUUCAAAAACCUCGGGUUCGCAGCUUCCAUGAUGCAGGGCAUCAUCAGCACGAUGGGAUCGGUGCUGUUCGAGGGCAUCAAGCCGUUCAUCAUCACCGAGGUGAACACCAACCUGCGGGCGGACGUCAACGCCCAGGUGAAGGCCAUCACUAGCAAGCUGCCCAAGAUGACGGUACCGGUGCCGGACAUGGCGGUGGCCGAAGGACGGGCGUACGUCCGGCGCAUGGGCUUCGACCCUUACCACAUCGCCGACCGGCACAUCGCCGAGGGCCCCCUCAACUUCACCAUCACCGAGCUCACGGUGUCGGGGCUGUCCGAAUUCAAGCGGGUCGGCGACAUCGGGCUGCAGAUCCGCGGCCCCGUGCUCCAGAUGUCCGUCCACGUCAUCACCGGCGCUGUCAACGGAUCGCUGAGGUGGAGCUACCUGCUGGGCCUGACCAAGACGUUCGGUCGCACUGGAGUAUCCAACUUCACCGUGGACCACAUCCAGGUCCGGGCGCUGGUCAACCAGACACUGGACAUCCGCAACAAGCCAGUGCUGGAGAAGCUCGACAUCGAGGUUGGCAAGAUCGAGGUGCAGAUGGACAGGAAGGAGCCGCUCGACUUCGUCAUCGAGAUGGCAGUCAACUCGCUGCCGUCGCUGUUACGGCACAUCAUUGUAGACGCGCUCGAGGAGCCCAUCAAGAUGAAGGUGCAGACCAUACUGGACGAAGUUCAAGUCGAGAAGCUGGUCGAAGACAGGCUGCCCGAACUCGACCGGAUGGUCGGCGAUUGAAUGCCCGUCCACCCACUCCCAUGCCUACCCACCCACCCUUAUCAUCGCUCCCUUUCCAUCUACCCACCCGACUGCAAGUUCUUUCUUAAAGUUAUGUGACUAUGAUAAGCUAUAAUUUAAUAUUUAUAACCACCAGCACAGGUACGAUAGGAAUCAUUAUUCAUUAUUUUAACCAAUGUAUACGACUAUGUCUCUGCAGUUCUGAGCACCCAAAUCUCUUUAAACAUCUUUCUCUCAGUCAGGCCUACUCUUUCCGAUAAAAAGUCUUCAGCUAAGUUUCCAUUUCAAACGACGGUGGCUCCCUAGGUUUCAUUUAUCUUUUCACAAUAAACCUUGACGAGUCUAGUCAACGGCCUCGUUUGCCCGUCAUUUCUUUCAGUCCUCCAUCGCAUUGGUACAUAAUCUUUUCUUUCAACUUCCUAUGAGCAUCUACCACGCAAAAUUCUUGACCACAUAUUUAUAACCUUCAAACGUACAAGAAAUAUUAUUUUGGUAUACCUACGUAAUAAGAUCCAGUUCCAGCAACAUAUUGACGUUUACUUAGACAAAUAUUAUAAUACACCAUCAAUCUUAUGAAGAACUCAUCGUGUGUAAAGGUAUUACUUAUUACCUACUUACAGUAAUUAGAGGUUUUUUUUUUUAUUAAGUAGGUAUUUUUAUUUUAGUACCUAUGGAUACUUAAUAUAUGUAUGUUACAUUCGAUUAGCGUCCACAAAUUUCAAAUUUUAAAACCUAUUACCAAUAUUCGAUUAACAUGCAUAUAGGUAUAAUGUAUAAUAAUAUUAUUACAUUGUUUACGAUAUUUAAUUUUGUAUGUUCACGUAAUAAAACUGUAUCGCAGAUAAUAAUAUAUUAUAUUACCUACCUAACUAUUAUUGUAACUAACGACUCGUAAUACUAUAGUCUAUAGCUAAUUUGAUAAAAUACACAACAGAUUUGUUUGUUACAAUAUCAUAAACUUAGAAAUGCGUAGUACAUUACUCAGACGAUUCGUCGUUUGGAUUUUUCUACACAAACAUUAUUAUUACGAAACGCGUAUUAUGUAGGUAUACAUUUCGAUGUUUGUCUAUUUUAUCUAUCACGAUUGUAACAUCCUGAAAAUAUAAUAUAUAAUAAUGUGUGUUAAC